GUUUUCUUUUAUUUACUUUGUUUAAAUUAUGUCAUCGUUGCCAUUUAGAGGGUCAGUUUCAUACAGAAACAAUAAUAUAAAUAUUGUAAAGUUUGGAGUAAACGUAAAAAUGAAAUUAAAAAGAAUAAACCACGGAGUGGUGAGGAUAUAUUUCGAAAACGACCAAGGAAACCACAUCCGAAUACCUUCCGGUAUUAGGUUGUGGGAUACAUCAAACAAUGUUGGUAUACGACGUGAAAGUUUAGGAGGUUACCAAUUUUUCUCAAUCUCAUGGGUACAUGAUUACGAGAUGACGUAUAAUGGGGAAGCCGUAUAUGUGUUAACUAACCAGAAGCAACAAUCAGCGCAAGGUUCCGCAAUAUUCACCUAUUCAGUUGAAGAGAAUGGGUCAGACUCAGAAGACCAUACGGAUAAUGAGAGUGAAUCAAGCAGUGAAAUGAAUGGAAACGAUGAGACGAAUGGGGACGAUGAGACGAACGGGGAUGAUGAAACAAAUGGGAACGAUGAGACGAACGGAGACGAUGAGACGAAUGGGAAUGAUGAGACGAAUGAUGAGGAUACAGAUGGCAUGAGCGAAUGA
Messenger RNA from Rhizophagus irregularis DAOM 181602=DAOM 197198, 580 nucleotides. RefSeq lists its product as uncharacterized. The record is from RefSeq and is a predicted model, not a curated record. Lineage: Eukaryota; Fungi; Glomeromycota; Glomeromycetes; Glomerales; Glomeraceae.